This is a messenger RNA of Moneuplotes crassus, 1988 nucleotides long. Lineage: Eukaryota; Ciliophora; Spirotrichea; Euplotida; Euplotidae. The record is from the annotation of a GenBank genome assembly.
AAAAUGUUUGAGAGCUUCUUUCCGCCAUAUCAAAAGACCUAUACCUACAAGGGAUUCUCCUUCUUUGCGAAUUUCGUGAUUUUAGGGAUCACUAUAUGCUGUUUUCUGGUCCCAACAAUUGCACUGCAUCUUGUUCAGUGGAUCAAGUUAAGAUCUACACAGAGGAGAAAAAAUUUGGCUGAAAGGAAGCCAGAUAGCCCAGGAGCUGGCUCUGAUGAUGAAAAUAUGCACGAAAUGGAGCAAAUUGGCCAGGAUUCCUCAUUUCCUCGAUUUAGACAACAGCCUGGGUAUGAAAAGCUAGAUAUAUCACUGACGAUGAGCAAUUCUUGGUCCUUUUAUACCCUCUCUAUUGCUAUUUUCGUUAUGGAAAUAUUAACAGUUUUCUCUAUUUUAGGAAUCUUAGAUUUACUAGUGAUGUAUGGCUAUAUCCAUCAGACCAGAACAUUCAUGUUUUUCAAAUACUUAUUAUGGAUCGCACUAAUCUUUUUGGUUUAUUUGAGAGUGAUUUUUGGAUGAAGAAAGUAUCAGAAGAGUUAUCAUAUUCUUUCCCAUCAUAAGUUUAUGUGUUUUGGAGCUCUUGCAUUAAUUUUUUUGGGAUUCACAACUUCGGUGACUACAUUCUCCUCAGGGGUGUGACUUGCUUCUCAUUCUCCUCUGUUAGAAGGAUUCAAUAUAGGAAGGUUUGCCAUAUCCACUGCUUUUAUGAGGAGUAGGUAUCUAUCAACGUGAUCUGCUAGUUCUUACCCCUGUUUGACAUACAUGACCUUGCCAGAGAACUCUGUGAACGAGAUGUUUAUAAACUUUCAUAUUAAUCAUCUAUCAUGAAGAGAUUGGGAUUGAAAGCCUGUAUUAAAAUAUACUGAGUUUGAAAACAAAGGUAGGUGUUCACUCUUAAAGCUCUAGACUUGAACAUCUCUUGGAAGACUGUGAUCCCAAUUUUAUCUGAAUAUUCUUCACUUCCUUCAGAAUAUGAAAGUAGAGUUAUCUUCACUGCUUAUUUGAAAGAUCUUAAAGAAAACACUAGAUACAUAUUUUCCAUCACAGAUGAAAAUGCUGAUCAGAGCUCAGCCCAAUUUUCCUUUAAGACUCUAAACCCACAGAAAUUUGUGCUUCUGAAUGGAGGGGACAUUGGGAUCAAUCCCGAAGCACGAGACAUGAAUAAAAUUGGUUUAGAAGGACACCAAGGGGAGCUCAUAAUGAUUGGAGGUGAUAUCUCAUAUGACAAUAAUAUACCUCAAUGAUAUAGAGCAACUGAUAGGAUACUCCAUGAAAUUCCACACGCAAGGAAGGACCUUGAGACUGGAUAUAUUAACCUAAUUCCAAUGAUCAAGGCUCCUGGAAAUCAUGAUUUUGGAGUAGAUUCUAACCAGAAUAUUUCAAUUCUUCAUGAUAAAUAUGAGCCUUUGUACAAACAUUAUUACACCCAGAGUUCUUUUGAAGGAAAUGUACCUCCUCUUCGAGAGAGAAAGAGCUACUUCUACCAUACAAUAGGGACAACAGUCUUAAUAGUCUCUCUAGAUUCUGGCUAUGACACUACUCUGUAUGGGGGCCAAACGGAGUGGCUAGAGGGGAUUUUGAAAAAAUUUCAGGAUUACCCAAUAAAACUUGUACAUUACCACGAACCCUUUUACCCGGCUUGAGCAUAUGCAACUGAUGAGAUACAAAAGAUGGGGCAGAAGUAUUGGAUCCCUCUUUUUGAUAAGUAUAAUGUCACCAUUGCUUUUGAGAAUCAUAACCACAGCCUUAAGCGAACAUUUAGGCUCAGGAAUAACACACUUGAUCCUGAAGGAAUUCUUUAUAUUGGUGAUGGAUCAUGGGGUGCUCUUGAUAAUCCCUGAAAGAUCAAAGAUAAUGGGUUUAUAGCAAAAUAUGAGGCAAAGAAUCAUGUAUGGGAGAUGUCCAUUGAUAUGUCCAAACAAGAGCAGAUUUCCCUAAAAGCUAUUGGUAUUAACAAAGAGAUCCUAGAUCAUAUAACAUUAAGGGUGUAA